Micromonas pusilla CCMP1545 is the source of this 1682-nucleotide messenger RNA. RefSeq lists its product as uncharacterized. Gene Ontology annotation, biological process: dimethylallyl diphosphate biosynthetic process; isopentenyl diphosphate biosynthetic process, methylerythritol phosphate pathway. NCBI's taxonomy places the organism in Eukaryota, Viridiplantae, Chlorophyta, Mamiellophyceae, Mamiellales, Mamiellaceae. The transcript is spliced from 2 exons. The coding region runs from base 29 to 1600 and encodes 523 amino acids. The record is from RefSeq and is a predicted model, not a curated record. Gene Ontology annotation, molecular function: metal ion binding; 4-hydroxy-3-methylbut-2-enyl diphosphate reductase activity.
GCGCGAGCACACGACCCUCACCGCAAUCAUGUCCGUCAUGGCCACCGCGAGCUUCGCGGGGACCGCGAUGCCCCUCGGGCGCCGCAACGCGCGCGCGACGCGCCGCGCGAACGCGUUCCGCGUCCGCGCCGCGCACGACGAGGAAGAGCCCGAGGAGAAGGCCGACGCUGGCUUCAAAUUCGACCCGAGCUCGUACGGCGACAAGUUCGACCCGCGGACGUUCCGCCGCGACCUGAGCAAGUCGGAUCAGUACAACCGCCGCUUCGCGAAGGACAAGGAGUCCGCGGAGAGGAUGGCGAGGGAGGGGAUCGGCUACUCCGUCGGUGCGUCCCGCCUGGAUCGCGCGACGAUCUCGCGAUCGCUCUUAUCUCUUCUUUCCCUCCGUCCCGUCCCGUCGCGAUAUCGCUCGCUCGCUCGCGCGAUCGCGCCUCCUCGCCUCACGACCGCACCACACCGAACCGAACCCAACCCUAACUCGACAGACGGCCUCGUCGCGAAGAUGCGCGAGAGCGGCAACUCCUACGUCGACGCGGAGACGGGCGUCACGCUCAAGCUCGCGGACGCCUACGGCUUCUGCUGGGGCGUCGAGCGCGCCGUCCAGAUGGCGUACGAAGCGCGGAAGCAGUACCCGGACGCGAAGCUGUGGAUCACGAACGAGAUCAUCCACAACCCGACGGUGAACAAGCGCCUCGGCGACAUGGGCGUGAACUUCAUCGAGGAGACGAAGGACGGGAAGGACUUCAGCGGCGUGGGGAACGGCGAGGUGGUCAUCCUCCCCGCGUUCGGCGCCUCCGUGCACGAGAUGAAGCUCCUCGCGGAGAAGGGCGCGUCCAUCGUGGACACGACGUGCCCGUGGGUGUCCAAGGUGUGGAACGCCGUGGACGCGCACACGAGGAAGGAGUUCACGUCGAUCAUUCACGGGAAGUGGGCGCACGAGGAGACGGUGGCGACGGCGUCGUUCGCGGGGACGUACCUCGUGAUCAAGGACAUGAAGGAGGCGACGUACCUGUGCGAUUACAUCCUCAACGGCGGCGACAAGGAGGAGUUCAUGGCGAAGUUCGUCAACGCGCACAGCGAAGGGUUCGACCCGGACGUCGACCUGGACGGCCUCGGGAUCGCGAACCAGACGACGAUGCUCAAGGGCGAGACGCAGGCGAUCGGGAAGCUCCUGGAGCGGACGAUGAUGGAGAAACACGGCGUCGCGAACCUCGCCGAUCACUACAUGGUCAUGGACACGAUCUGCGACGCGACGCAGGAGCGACAGGACGCCAUGUACCAGCUCGUGGAGGAUAAGCCGGACAUGAUGCUCGUCGUCGGCGGGUACAACUCGUCGAACACGCAGCACUUGCAGGAGAUCAGCGAGGACGCGAGCGUGCCGAGCUUCUGGGUCGACACCCCCGAGCGGCUCGACGAAGACAACGUCAUCGCGCACAGGCUCGCGCACGGGGAGCUCGUGGAGACGAAAGACUGGCUCCCGGAAGGGGACGUGGUGAUCGGCGUGACGUCCGGCGCGAGCACGCCGGACAAGGUUGUCGAGGACGUCGUGGACAUGAUCUUCAAGACGAAGCGAAAUAUGAAAACCGCGACGCCCGCGCGCUGAGCAGAGCGCUCGCGGGGACGACGACGCCGGUAACCGGCGCUAGUUCCGUUCUUGUCUAUAUCUGAAUCGAUCUGUAAGACUC